AUUUAAAUAUUUUAUUUAUUAAAUUAAACAUUAAUAGAAAACAAAUGCAAAUAUUACUCGUUUGAAAAUUUAAAAAAUACUUCAACUAGUUUUUGUCAUUUUUAAAAUGAACCUUUAAGAAACAGAGCAUUAAUUGCCCGAUCAGAUAAUCGUGAUCUUCACUUUGUAACAAAUAUACUUGAUGUGGAAAAAUUUCUUUCAUUUACUGUAGAUGUUGGUCAAAUUGUUAUGAGUGCAUCUAAAAGCAUCUUCAAGUUGGGAGGGAGAGAAUGCAUUGCUUCAUAUAAGCUUAUUUCCUUUCUUAGAGAAGCAAAUAUUUUGUCUGCAUGCAUAGCGCUAGGCUUUGAUAUAAAAAUUCAUAUUGCUUUAGUCAAUUCACACUUCAGAUCAGAUUCUGAUUUAAUGUAAGAACUCUCUGUAAGGACAUCCUUCAUUUUUUCUCUUGGAACUUCUGCUGUAAGUAUCCCUUUAAAAAGUCUUUCCAUUAAUGAUUUCACCAAUCGUGCAAUUUCAUUCUUACUUGACAAGGCAAAAAAUUCAUCCUCUUUCAUCUCACAUAGACAACUAACGUUGCUCAAGUACUUUGUGAGACACAAGAUCUCUAUUUCUAUGUUUAACCAAUUCAAAUUUUAUUUCCUUUAAAAGCAUUUGGCUCAUUGAAGAAUUCUACUUUUCUAAAUUACUGAAAAGGAACUUAAAAAUUCCUUCACUUGUAAGAAUAUUAGCUUCUCUAUUGCUUAAGGCUUCAACUGCUAAUCUUUCAGGUUGUAAGCAAUUCAACAUAUCUCUCAAUAUUUCAUAAUACUCUUCUUUCCAUCAGUGAUCGAGUUUCAGCUCUCUUAAAACAGUCUUAAUUGCGAUCUUUAAAAAUCUCUCUAUCAUUCUCUCCAGUGUGUUCCAGGGUGUUUUACAGUCCAAAAUGACUUCUAGUUCCCUUUUCACUCCUGGUUAUUUCUUACUACAAAAGAGAAUUUUUUAUCAGAGAAUAUUUAAAUAUUUUCACAAUUCUUCAUACGCUGCUAAUUGCCAAAGAUAGAUCAUCUCGCAAAUCAUACUGAUCAGCUCAGGCCACACCAACUAAGAAUCACUGUUACUGUCUUGCUCGUAUUCAGAAUCUGUAUUGAAUUCACUAUCACCGCUACAAGUCACUAAUGGUUCAUCUUUCAACUUUUUAACAGAAAAUACUAUUGUUACAGCUAGAUGUAGCGCAUGGUUGUAGCAGAACUGUUGAAUAGUCAGUGAUAAUUUUCCAAAUUUUUCCUUAACAGCUGCACAGUCACUUGUAAUUCCUAAUUACAAGUAAUUGCAAACCGCAUCACUUUCAAAUUUUAACUGAAAGUUUUCUAAUCUUUCCUGAAGCAAGGGUAACACUUUUUCUGCAGGAUAGUUCCCAUGUAUUCUUUUAAACCAAGGUUCAUAGAGGUCUCAUUGCAGUAUACGUGAACAUUCAUGUACCUGCGAGUCUUGCAGCUGGUCCACUCGUCUAUUGAAAUACUCAGUUUUUUUAUUAUCACAUUUGAAUAUAUCCAAUUUCUGGAUGUACAGUUGUUUCACUUUACUAUAAUAAUUAUGUAUUAGUGUCCUAACUGAAGAUGGACUUCGUGGCAACUUCAUUCCUUUGCUUGUGAAACUUUCCCUAAUAAACUCACUUUUUGUGAUGGUGUUGACUGAUAUCCCAUCCAAGGCUGCUAAUUUGCUUAGUUUCUUCUAAAUCCAGUCCCUUGACAUAAUGUAAAAUUAUCAUUUGUCUCUUAGAAGAUGAAGGCAUUGGCUCAUCUUACUCAAUUCAGACUUUUUUUUCCUUUUCGUUCCAUGGAUGUAUUCCAGGUGCCUAUGUAGACUGCUGACUGAUGAUGCUUUGCAUUGCAAAGUUUUGGAACAUAUCUGGCAACGAGCUGAUUUAUCUUUAUCUUUUCUAAAAGAUUCCUAACAUUCUUUAUACUUUUUACUCAUUGUGACGGCAAACUAUACAAAAAUAUUAAAAUAUGUAUUUAUUAAAAGUAGUAAUUGAGCGGAUAGCGCUCUCACAAACAUGGUGAACGUUCCUAAAACCCGCCGGACUUUCUGUAAGAAGUGUGGCAAGCACCAGCCCCACAAAGUGACACAGUACAAGAAAGGCAAGGAUUCUCUCUAUGCGCAGGGAAAGCGGCGUUAUGACAGGAAGCAGAGUGGUUAUGAUGGGCAGACUAAGCCAAUUUUCCACAAAAAGGCUAAAAUCACAAAGAAGAUUGUCCUGAGGCUUGAAUGUGUUGAGCCCAACUGCAGAUCUAAGAGAAUGCUGGCUAUUAAGAGAUGCAAACAUUUUGAACUAGGAGGAGAUAAGAAGAGAAAGGAUCAACUGAUCCAGUUCUAAGCUUCAUAUUUUUAUCGUGAAGACAAUAAAAUCUUGAGAAUAAUUUAAAAAAAGUAGCAAUUAAUAAAAUUAAGAAAGAUCUAUAUUGUGCAGUGAAUAUUUAUAGCUAAAAAGUGCCAUAGAACAUUAUGAUAUGAAAUUGGAAAUUACAGUAAUAGUGGAAUAAAGUAUUAGCAGUGCAAGUUGUUUUUAAAUAGACUGACUUACCCACAGCAGCUGAGAGAGCCAAGAACACUCACAUACAUCACAAUUGUCAGCCGCAAACAAACAUUGAAUGUGGUUGGUAGUAAUGGCCGUCACUUUGUGAAAACGAGUCAUCGUGGAGAACAGAAAACAAUUUGUAUUUACACAGAGAAAUAUUUAUUUUCACAACCCAGGAUUUGAC
Messenger RNA from Rhinolophus ferrumequinum (greater horseshoe bat), 2738 nucleotides. RefSeq names its product 60S ribosomal protein L36a-like. The coding region runs from base 2033 to 2353 and encodes 106 amino acids. Lineage: Eukaryota; Metazoa; Chordata; Mammalia; Chiroptera; Rhinolophidae. The record is from RefSeq and is a predicted model, not a curated record. Gene Ontology annotation, biological process: translation. Gene Ontology annotation, cellular component: ribosome; cytosolic large ribosomal subunit. The transcript has a single exon. Gene Ontology annotation, molecular function: structural constituent of ribosome.